Mycena citricolor is the source of this 1991-nucleotide messenger RNA. NCBI's taxonomy places the organism in Eukaryota, Fungi, Basidiomycota, Agaricomycetes, Agaricales, Mycenaceae. The record is from the annotation of a GenBank genome assembly.
UGCCAGUUGGCCACCCGUACGAGUUCGCCGCACCCCGAGAGAUCACCUCAGCUCCCUUCACCCGCAACCCAGUGCUCGGAUUCUAUCUUAUCCCGUGCGGGAUCAUCGUCGUUCAACUGUUUCCCGACUCUAUGAUACGAUCACCGCACGUACAUUCGUCUGGUUGCGGUGGAAUCCGGAAAGCUAAGGAAGAAGCUGAAGUGAAACAGCGAUGAUAGCCAUGCGGAACUCAUGCUUCGAUCGCUGUGCCGACGCUGUGCCGACGCUCUAGAUUUGAUGAAGCCGCUGCAAAAUGCAAGGCGCGAAGCCCGGCGAAGAUUCCACGCAAUCAACUGUUGGAGAAUCCAUGGCCUGAGCACAACUGCGUCUCGGACACUGUCACGGAGCAUUAGAUCAGGCGGCACAAUGCUGCCGGUCGAUCCGGGUCCGCAUAGUUCAUAGAACGUGGUACACUUCGCUGCUCGUAGGGCUGAUGCUAUGAACUCUCGAGGAAGUAAAAUUCAUGAACAAGCAAGCAACGCACGCUUUGCGGCACCAGCUUUUGGCGACGGAGGUGUGUGCUCUUGUCGCAGCUGGCCAUCCCCUGGUGAAUAACGGAAAGCCUAAUCUAUAACCUCAAGCUGAACUUCAUUCAACCUGAGCUUGUAUAUCAUGCAAUCAACACUGCAAUACUGUCCGAAAUCUGUCUCCUUGGACGCAGAUCUCGAGAUGGCAUCGAGAGCUUGACGCUAAGAAGAUCCAUUCCCACAUCUCUCCAUCUUUCGUUCCCGUCUGUUCCCUAUAUGUGCCCUCAAAAGACAAACGCGAUGGAGUCCCACACACCUCUCGGUGCUCCGCAGCUCCUCCAUCCACUCGUUCUUUGCUUGAGCUGAGAAUCGUGUCCCCUCGCCAUGGACGGCAAUUGUGAUCUGAGACUUACCCCUCCAAGUUCCUCCAACCGCAUCCUCGCCUAUCUUGACAGGGAUUUACCUCCACUACCACCAGCUCAAGACGCAGUUGCUGCUGCUGCUGAUUCCCCCCCACGCUCUGUCAAAGUCCGAGGUUACAAUCAAACUUCUGGUCCUCCACUCAGGAGCACCUUCCCUGUUAUCGCUCCAGGGCCACGUUCAUCGUCUCUCCCUUCCGGCUCACGAAAUGGUCUCGUUGGACCACCCAAGCGUCUGCGCCCCACCAAGCCGAACCUGCGCAUCGAUCUCACGCAGUCUCUGUUUCGUCCCAUCGUCGCCAGCCCACUCAUCGGGGAGGUAUCACCGGUGUCGUCCCAAUCUGACUGUUCGCACCUCAGCACCCCGAUCCUCCCUCCGUCGGCCGCAAUCUCUCUCGAGACACGAUUGUCCCCGUCCAGCCCGCCCCGCCGCACAAUCUCACUCUCCUCUAUCAUCCGCCACGUCCAGGACAAGUCGCGGCCCGGCAGCAGGAUCUGCAAGCGGAUGGGCCCCACCACGUCCACCCCCAUCAUAUCGCGUGGGAGCGAUCCUCCCGAGGGAUUCAGGUCACCAUCGAGCGUGACGUAUGCCGUGUUCUGCGAAUCACCCGUCGCGGGAUCCGCCGGGAAAGUGGACGACGGUGCCAGUUUCGCUGACGAAGACGACGACGACGGCUUUGUCUUCUAUCGCUCUGAAUACCACUCUGCCUCCAUCCACAACCUACUUCAACCGAGUGUCGCUCAGUACAACACCCCCACUCAAGACAAAACCACCACCUCGACUCUCAUGUUUAAUCUGAUCAUUGCACGCCGUAAUACGCUUCUCGCGUGGGCUUCGAUAGAAGCCGGGUUUGCUAUUUAUGUCUGGAACGCAUACCGAACACCAUCUGCGACAAUGAUAUCUGCGUCCCGCACAAGAGCGGGACUGAAAGCCUAGUCUACACGUUAAUCACCAUCUUCAAGAUGUAUACCUGACACUUUGCUGAAUGUAACAUACUUGCCCCCAAAGAUGACCACCUUCACAAAUCAAUUUCACAAACAGACGAUAUCAACGGGAGAGGUGAUG